AUGUCAAAAAAACGUUUAUUUUAUUCGUUAAUUAUUUUUCUUCAUUUUAUUCUUAUUCUUCAAACGGCUUUAGCUCAAAAUUUUAAAUGUGAAAAAGAUGGUUUUUUUCCAGAUAAACAUGAUUGUUGGAUUUAUCAUAUCUGUGUUGGUGCAACACAUUCAGUAAAAGCUUGUAAAGAUGAUCUUUUAUUCAAUCCAAAUAAAAAUGAAUGUGAUUGGGCUAUGAACGUUAAUUGUACUCAUACAUCUCCCGGAAAUAAUGUUUCAUCUACAGUAUCAACACAAAAUGUAGUUCGUCCAUCAGAUAUUGUUGGUACUAAUAAUUUACCAAGUGAAUCAAUUUUUGAUGAUUUAUGUCGAUCAGUUGAUAUUGGUUAUGUUGCACAUCCAACAGAUUGUAAACAAUAUGCUUAUUGUGCAAACGGUGUACCACAAACUAAAAUAUGUAAAAAAAGUCUACUAUGGUCACAAGCUGAAAAAAUGUGUGUUUGGCCUGCUCAAUCCGAUUGUCCGGUGAAAAUUCCAACUCCAUCACCUUUAAUUGCACCAACAAACAAUGGAGUAUCUCGAGAUACAAUUUAUCCUCCCGUAUAUAUCCCAACAAAUCCCCCAUCAUCAUCGUCAUCUGUAUGUUCUUCAACUAAAUCAUUACGUCUACCAGAUCCAUACGAUUGUUCAAUCUAUCAUGAUUGUUAUCAAGGUACUGAUCUUAUAUCAUAUUGUCCAGCACAAUUACAAUAUAAUCCUGAAAAACAAAAAUGUGAUCAUCCGCAUAAUGUUCAAUGUAAAAAUAAAUGUACAAUGAAAAAUGAAGGUGCUCGCUUUGUUGAUCCAAUGAGUUGUUGUCAUUUUUAUGAAUGUAUGUCAAAUAAGUUAGUUUCACAUACAUGUUCAUAUCCGAAUUUAUUCGAUAUACAAACGCGUAAAUGUUUACUAUAUAAAAAAGUUAAAUGUGCUGGACGACGACAAUGUUUAAAUAAAUGUCAUUAUUUAUCUAAUCAUGAUAAUGGAAAAAAUUCAUGUGAAUCUAGUCCAUCAUGUAUAGGUCAUAGCGAUGGAUUUUAUCUUGAUCGAACAAAAGCAAAUUGUCAAUCUUAUAUACAAUGUUUAGAUUAUCGUGUAGCUAAUUAUAGUCGUUGUACACAUGGUCAACGUUUUAAUAGAAAUUUAGGUAAAUGUACAACUGCUGAUCAAGUACCCUGUCCUGGUAAGUAA
Adineta steineri is the source of this 1215-nucleotide messenger RNA. The record is from the annotation of a GenBank genome assembly. NCBI's taxonomy places the organism in Eukaryota, Metazoa, Rotifera, Eurotatoria, Adinetida, Adinetidae.